AUGGCCAACAACAACAUACCUAGUCCUGAUCCCUUCGUCCUGGAACAACUGAUUGAAGAUUCCAGCCGCGAACUGACGAAUCGCCGUCGGCAAGAACGUACUUUUGUCGGACAGAGGCAACAGAUUCAGCACAUUCAACAUGUGCACGGCCUUCAACAAGUCCAGAACGUCGAACAAACCCAUCCUGAAGGACAAGUUCAGAACGGGGAAGAUGGGCAGACCCGGCCCCAGACUGAACCAGACCAACUCCAAGUGGUGAAUGAAACUGAUACCCGUGACGGGCAACCCGCUUCCUCGUUCACCCACACCUCUGGCAGGCGAAGAAGCCGUAGCCCAGACGAGGAGGAACAGAUCAACAUUCCCGAGGGCGCUGAUCCGACCGCCAUCCUCCUACUCAAAGAGCUGCAGAAGACCAACCGCCUCAUUCGCCAACAGGGCGACCGCAUCCACGACCUGGAAAGGAAGCGACGAUAUCGCUCCCCCCAACGGAGACGCCAUCGGUCACGUUCCUAUUCCUCUUCACGGUCUCCUCCGAGUAGAAGUCGCAAGCGCAGUCCAUCUAGGUCUCGCUCCCCCUCGAGAAGAAACCGGCGCCAGCGGUCUUAUUCCCGCUCUCCACCUUGA
Messenger RNA from Vicia villosa (hairy vetch), 624 nucleotides. RefSeq names its product pre-mRNA-splicing factor CWC21-like. The record is from RefSeq and is a predicted model, not a curated record. NCBI's taxonomy places the organism in Eukaryota, Viridiplantae, Streptophyta, Magnoliopsida, Fabales, Fabaceae. The transcript has a single exon. Bases 1 to 624 code for a protein of 207 amino acids.